AUGACGUUGGUGGACGACACCGUGAGGCUUGUGGACGGAGGCCACAGAUGUUCUGGACAGCUGGAGGUGCGGUCCGGUCAGUCGUGGACUCCGGUGUGCGGGUCCCACUUCAGCUCCGGCGCGGCGGCGGUGGCCUGCCGGCAGCUCAGCUGUGGCUUCGCCAACACGUUCUACACGUUCUACAGUUCUGCUCGUCACAACUGCAGCUGGAGUCCAGAGUUCAGGUGUGAAGGCAACGAGACGAAGCUGCAGGACUGUAGCCGGGCUCCUCUGAACGCCUCCAAGGAAACGCUGCAGCACUGCAGUCCUGCUCACCUGGUCUGUACAGAGCGUCCUCGGAGGCCCUCCAUCAGCGUCCUCAGCCGGCUGGAGGUCUACGGGGACAGCGUGGAGGUUCUAAAGGGGCAUCGAUUCGCCGUCUCCUGCUCCUUCUCUUCCUCCUACAGGGUUCUCUCCAUGCGCCUGACGACCGCCUCGGUCCGGCUGACGCAGCGCCCCGUGGACGGCGUCGCCAUCUUCCUGUUUCCUGCCGCGGACGAGGCCCACGCGGGGAACUACACCUGCGACUACAACUACGAAUCCAGUCCGGACGUCUUCUCCGAGCCAGAGAGCCUCACCCUGCGUGUGAAAGAGCUCCGGGACCUGCGGCUGGUCGGGUCAGGACUCCGCUGUGCUGGGCGGCUGGAGCUGGGCUUCACGUCGGGCUGGAGGCCGCUGAGCUCCCUGAAGUCCUGGAGCCUGAAGGAGGCGUCGGUGGUCUGCAGGCAGCUCGGCUGUGGUUCUGCCGCUUCCACCCGUCAGGUCGGACUCUCGGACCAGCUCCAGCCCACCUGGAGGUUCUUCUCCGACUGCGACGGCUCUGAGCGGGCUCUGAUGGACUGUGGAGCCGUGAGCAGGUUCUCUGAAGCAGCGAGUCCAGACAAGUCGGUGUGGAGAGGCCACAGCUUCACCAUCAGGUGCUCCGUGGAGCCUCGGUUCUAUGGAGGCCACUUCAGCCUCCGGUUCUCCGGAUCCAACAGGAACCAGAGCUGGACCGCGGCAGCUCAGAACUACUCGGCCAGCUUCAGGUUCUCUGGGGCGGACGAGGAACAUCAGGGGAACUACAGCUGCGUUUAUCACAACCGCGUCUUCAACCACAACUUGUCCUCGGAGGGUCUGAGCCUCUCCGUCGCCGUGGAAGGUGGAACGUUUUACAAAAGUUCUGUCUACGUCAGAAAGACAACGGUUCUUAUAUGGUUCUUCAAAAUGCCAUCACUAGCUGAAGAACCUCCUGAUUUAGAGGACGGUUCUUCGUGA
Molecule: messenger RNA, 1296 nt
Organism: Stegastes partitus (bicolor damselfish)
Lineage: Eukaryota; Metazoa; Chordata; Actinopteri; Pomacentridae
Source: RefSeq, a predicted model, not a curated record